Closterium sp. Naga37s-1 is the source of this 2889-nucleotide messenger RNA. Lineage: Eukaryota; Viridiplantae; Streptophyta; Zygnematophyceae; Desmidiales; Closteriaceae. The record is from the annotation of a GenBank genome assembly.
AUGUGUUCUGGGUCAGCCGACCAUUACCCUCCUACGUCUUAUGUGUUCCGGGCCAGCCGACCAUUACCCUCCCACGUCUUUUGUGCUCUGGCCCAGCCGGCCAUUACCCUCCCACGUCUUCUGUGCUCUUGGCCAGCCGACCAUUACCAUCCUACGUCUUCUGUGCUCUGGCCCAGCCGACCAUUACCCUCCUACGUCUUCUGUGCUCUGGGCAAGCCGACCAUUACCCUCCUACGUCUUCUGUGCUCUGGGCCAGCCGACCAUUACCCUCCUACGUCUUCUGUGCUCUGGGCCAGCCGACCAUUACCCUCCUACGUCUUCUGUGCUCUGGGCCAGCCGACCAUUACCCUCCUACGUCUUCUGUGCUCUGGGCCAGCCGACCAUUACCCUCCUACGUCUUCUGUGCUCUGGGCCAACCGACCAUUACCCUCCUACGUCUUCUGUGAACUGGGCCAGCCGACCAUUACCCUCCUACGUCUUCUGUGCUCUGGGCCAGCCGACCAUUACCCUCCUACGUCUUCUGUGCUCUGGGCCAGCCGACCAUUACCCUCCUACGUCUUCUGUGCUCUGGGCCAGCCGACCAUUACCCUCCUACGUCUUCUGUGCUCUGGGCCAACCGACCAUUACCCUCCUACGUCUUCUGUGAACUGGGCCAGCCGACCAUUACCCUCCUACGUCUUCUGUGCUCUGGGCCAGCCGACCAUUACCCUCCUACGUCUUCUGUGCUCUGGGUCAGCCGACCAUUACCCUCCUACGUCUUCUGUGCUCUGGGCCAGCCGACCAUUACCCUUCUACGUCUUCUGUGCUCUGGGCCAGCCGACCAUUACCCUCCUACAUGUUCUGUGCUCUGGGCCAGCCGACCAUUACCCUCCUACGUCUUCUGUGCUCUGGGCCAGCCGACCAUUACCCUCCUACGUCUUCUGUGCUCUGGGCCAGCCGACCAUUACCCUCCUACGUCUUCUGUGCUCUGGGCCAGCCGACCAUUACCCUCCUACGUCUUCUGUGCUCUGGGCCAACCGACCAUUACCCUCCUACGUCUUCUGUGAACUGGGCCAGCCGACCAUUACCCUCCUACGUCUUCUGUGCUCUGGGCCAGCCGACCAUUACCCUCCUACGUCUUCUGUGCUCUGGGUCAGCCGACCAUUACCCUCCUACGUCUUCUGUGCUCUGGGCCAGCCGACCAUUACCCUUCUACGUCUUCUGUGCUCUGGGCCAGCCGACCAUUACCCUCCUACAUCUUCUGUGCUCUGGGCCAGCCGACCAUUACCCUCCUACGUCUUCUGUGCUCUGGGCCAGCCGACCAUUACCCUCCUACGUCUUCUGUGCUCUGGGCCAGCCGACCAUUACCCUCCUACGUCUUCUGUGUUACGGGCCAGCCGACCAUUACCCUCCUACGUCUUCUCUCUUUCGGGCAAGCCGACCAUUACCCUCCUACGUCUUCUGUCUUCCGGGCCAGCCGACCAUUACCCUCCUACGUCUUCUCUCUUCCAGGCCAGCCCACCAUUACCCUCCUACCUCUUCCGUGUUCCGGGCCAGCCCACCAUUACCCUCCUACCCGACCAUUACCCUCCUCCGUCUUUUGUGCUCUGGGCCAGCCGACCAUUACCCUCUUACGUCUUCUGUGCUCUGGGCCAGCUGACCAUUACCCUCCUACGUCUUCUGUGUUCUGGGCCAGCCGACCAUUACCCUCCUACGUCUUCUGUGUUCGGGGCCAGCCGACCAUUACCCUCCUACGUCUUCUGUGCUCCGGGCCAGCCGACCAUUACCCUCCUACGUCUUUUGUGCUCUGGGCCAGCCGACCAUUACCCUCCUACAUCUUUUGUGCUCUCGGCCAGCCGACCAUUACCCUCCUACGUCUUUUGUGCUCUCGGCCAGCCGACCAUUACCCUCCUACGUCUUCUGUGCUCUCGGCCAGCCGACCAUUACCCUCCUACGUCUUCUGUGCUCAGGGCCAGCCGACCAUUACCCUCCUACGUCUUCUAUGCUCUGGGCCAGCCGACCAUUACCCUCCUACGUCUUCUGUGUUACGAGCCAGCCGACCAUUACCCUCCUACGUCUUCUCUCUUUCGGGCAAGCCGACCAUUACCCUCCUACGUCUUCUCUCUUCCGGGCAAGCCGACCAUUACCCUCCUACGUCUUCUCUCUUCCGGGCCAGCCGACCAUUACCCUCCUACCUCUUCCGUGUUCCGGGCCAGCCCACCAUUACCCUCCUACCUCUUCUGUGUUCUUGGCCAGCCCACCAUUACCCUCCUACCUCUUCUGUAUUCUGGGCCAGCCCACCAUUACCCUCCUACCUCUUCUGUGUUCGGGGCCAGCCCACCAUUUCCCUCCUACCUCUUCUGUGUUCUGGGCCAGCCCGCCAUUACCCUCCUACCUGACCAUUACCCUCCUACGUCUUCUGUGUUCCGGGCCAGCCGACCAUUACCCUCCUACGUCUUCUGUGUUCGGGGCCAGCCGACCAUUACCCUCCUACGUCUUCUGUGCUCCGGGCCAGCCGACCAUUACCCUCCUACGUCUUCUGUGCUCUGGGCCAGCCGACCAUUACCCUCCUACGUCUUCUGUGCUCCGGGCCAGCCGACCAUUACCCUCCUACGUCUUUUGUGCUCUGGGCCAGCCGACCAUUACCCUCCUACGUCUUCUGUGCUCUCGGCCAGCCGACCAUUACCCUCCUACGUCUUCUGUGCUCUCGGCCAGCCGACCAUUACCCUCCUACGUCUUCUGUGCUCAGGGCCAGCCGACCAUUACCCUCCUACGUCUUCUGUGCUCUGGGCCAGCCGACCAUUACCCUCCUACGUCUUCUGUGCUCUGGACCAGCCGACCAUUACCCUCCUACGUCUUCUGUGCUCUGGGCCAGGCGACUAUUACCCUCCUACGUCUUCUGUGCUCUGA